AAAGCCACAAAAAGGUUAAUGACGCGUCAGAUGUCUUCCGCACUUCGAUUUGGUUGUUGUUGUGUCACGAGCAACAAGAGCUGGGAGCAGCAACGAAUUCAAAAGGAAGACUCUCAGGAUGUAUCUUCAUUUACCAUCCAUCCAAAUUCCUAAUUCAACGAUAGAAAGAUGCCAGCUUACCGAGUAGAACUUGCCCACACCGGUCGCGCAGGCUGCAACGGAAGAAAACCUUGUAAUGGUACCAAAAUUGGCAAGGGCGAGCUUCGUCUUGGUGUUUGGGUAGAGAUCAGGGGUAAUGGAGGCUUCAAAUGGCGCCACUGGGGCUGUACCACCCCUGAAGUCAUUAAACACUGGAAGGAAGAUUUCGAAAAGCCUUCUGAAAUCGAUGGCUUCGAGGAAAUUCCUGAAGAAUACCAACAAAAGGUCACCGACGCAUGGAACGAGGGCCACGUCAAGGAAGAGGAUGUCCCUGAAACUGCCAGGGUUGAAAAGGUAGAGGAGAACGAGCCAGAGGAUGAGAAGCCUGCAACCAAGAAGAAGGGCACUAAGAAGGCUAAGGCCGAAGCUAACGAGGACGAAGGCUCCCCCGAGGCUCCCAAGAAGCAAAAGGCUCCUGCGAAGGAGAGCAAGGCCAAGAAUGAGCCAAAACACGAGGACGAGAACGAGGUCGAAGCCUCACCUAAGAAGAAACGUAAGGCUCCCGUCAAGCAGGCUAAGAAGAAAGAGCCCGAGGAACACGAAGAGCCCGCUGCUGAGGAGGGUCCCAAGAAGAAGAGGAAGGCUGCUGUUAAGGAGGCGGAGAAAGCAGAACCAUCGGACAACGUUGAGGAAAAACCCGAGGAAAAGCCUAAGCGGGGCCGAGGACGUCCCAAGAAGACUGAAGCUUAAUGGAUGGUUGAUGAGCAGCUGGGUGACUACUAUGGUGAAAGUGAAUGAGGCUGCGAAAGGAUCGACUUCGCAAUAGCGUAGUUUUGGUGGUGGGGUGAUGCGUGUGCAUUGGAAGUUGGGGGCGUGGAAGAUACAACAUGGUGUAUGGGAUAAUGAGUGGAGCUACUGAAAUGCUGCUUGGGUUAUUAUGCGUGAUCGAAAGUAUGUAUAAGUACAAGUGCAGUCCAGUUUGGAUGAUGGAAGAUGAAGGGGGAUAUAAAAACAUGCAGUUAAUUAAAUACUGCGACCUUCUCCACCUUCACCUGCACCUCUACCCUGAAAAAAGGUGGAGAAGACAAAUGAGCAAAAAGCGGAGGCCGCUGAGUCAAGGGUGUGCCUCUCCCAAAACUUUUAAAAGAAUCACAGCAUGCCGCUCGGUUGCCGAAAAAAAGGACUGAAAAGCGAAAACG
Messenger RNA from Cryptococcus deneoformans JEC21, 1337 nucleotides. RefSeq lists its product as hypothetical. The transcript is spliced from 12 exons. The record is from RefSeq and is a predicted model, not a curated record. Gene Ontology annotation, molecular function: DNA binding; zinc ion binding. NCBI's taxonomy places the organism in Eukaryota, Fungi, Basidiomycota, Tremellomycetes, Tremellales, Cryptococcaceae. Bases 169 to 888 code for a protein of 239 amino acids.